GGAAGCAAUUGCCGGAUUUGUGCCAUUGCACCCUUCACCUACCGUAACCCUUCACCAGUGUCGCUAGCAUCUGUUAUGUCUCAGCCAGUAUUUUUGGAACAGCCGACUGUCGAAUCGACAGAGCAAUCGAACCAAGGAAUUCCUCCAGGUGUAUUGGAAGCUCUACAAGGUCGGUCCAGUCGACCAAGGCCGCCACUUAGGCUGUUUGCAACCUUCGAGAAUGGCGUCUCCGAUGUUUCGCACAAGCACUAUGCUAUCGGCGAUUACCCAGAUAUGUUGACAAAUAAAUACCAGCUCAUAUGCCCUAGGGACGAAUGUCGCAGUAUCAUUCUGAGGGAAGGGGUUGCUCGUCUUGAAGAACGGGAUACUGUCCAGAUGCAACCCAGCCAUUUGGAGUUACAUCCGUUGAUGAUCCCGAUCCCAGAGGCUCCUGAAAAAUCAUCUUGGUGGCUCGUUGGACCGACACCGAUGGAGUUUGAUAAUAUCGGAUUCUCGAAAGCUGUUGAUUCUGUACCGCUCUCUCCGAAUGGCAAGAAGAUUAAAUUGCUUUCAUGCGCUGAAUGCGAUCUUGGUCCAAUGGGUUGGUGUGAGGAGGGCGGAAAAGAGUUCUGGCUUUCAUGCUCCCGCGUCGGAUACAGAUAUAUCGAGUGAAACGAUAUGUUUUGACCGGUCUGUUUUUACUUACCUACUAUCGAAUCAACGCUGUCUCAAUAGGUGUGCUACUUCUUACUUGUCUCUGUUGGCCUCAUGGUCCUAUUCAAUUUCAGUCAUAUAUGCAACUCCUUGAAUGUAUCUAUAUUGCGAUAAAUGAUAGUGUUCUGCUGCGUAUUAUGACAAAGUGUACCUGAUGGCAAGUGCUAUAUCGUACAAUAUGGCGGCCCAGGUCCGGGUCCA
This is a messenger RNA of Desarmillaria tabescens, 894 nucleotides long. RefSeq names its product Mss4-like protein. Bases 76 to 651 code for a protein of 191 amino acids. The record is from RefSeq and is a predicted model, not a curated record. The transcript has 4 exons. Gene Ontology annotation, biological process: small GTPase-mediated signal transduction; post-Golgi vesicle-mediated transport. Gene Ontology annotation, molecular function: guanyl-nucleotide exchange factor activity; zinc ion binding. NCBI's taxonomy places the organism in Eukaryota, Fungi, Basidiomycota, Agaricomycetes, Agaricales, Physalacriaceae. Gene Ontology annotation, cellular component: cytosol; membrane.